Myzus persicae (green peach aphid) is the source of this 945-nucleotide messenger RNA. RefSeq lists its product as uncharacterized. The transcript has 7 exons. The coding region runs from base 253 to 843 and encodes 196 amino acids. The record is from RefSeq and is a predicted model, not a curated record. NCBI's taxonomy places the organism in Eukaryota, Metazoa, Arthropoda, Insecta, Hemiptera, Aphididae.
AUCAGACACUAAAGUGAGGGAACUUAGAAAUGUACUUGGUAACAAAUGUGUACAACACUCUGCCCACUCAUAUAUAGCUCGCACUUUAUAUGUUGAAAGUAUUGUUAGUCACCCAGAAGGUGCUACUAAUUAUACUUUUCUACAAACUGCUGAGAGGAUGAAAAAAUUCGGAAAUCUGUUUUUCCACCUACACCUAAGAACUUGAACCACUUGAAUGAUUUGUUACUAUUAGAAAAUAAUAGACAUUUCACUAUGACAUUUCAAACACCAGAAAGUUUAUUCUAUCAAGGACCGCUGAUGGUUGAUGGCACAAUUGUGGCUGUAUUGUUUUGCAAUAUUAAAUAUAUUGAAAACAUAAAAAAUGAAUUAAAAAAUGUAAGAAUAGCCGGCUGUGACGGUACUUUUAAAACGGUUCCAAAAACUAUUGAUGGGGAUUGUUAUCAACUUUUUACUUUUCAUAUGAUAUAUAAAAAUAUUAGUUUCCCGAUGGUAUAUGCUUUACUAACUGGUAAAACAGAAGUUAUUUACAAGGAGCUGUUUCAAUAUGUCCGUCAUGCUUUACCCUUGCAAUAUGAUAAAUUGACAAUAAUUGCGGAUUAUGAGAUAUACCAGAUAAAUAGUAUUGCAUUAGUAUUUCCGGAAAGUACCCAUCAAGGUUGCUAUUUUCAUUAUUGCCAGUCCAUUUUAAGACAUAUGAGGAAUAAACAAAUACAAAUUUAUAACCUAGUAAAGGUGAAUCCUAUUGCAGCUCAAAUUUUUAGGAUGAUACUUGCUUUACCUUAUCCAGGUAAAGUAUUCCAGGCAGUAUUCCAAGUAUGUUGGAUGGAUUCAAUGCUAUUAUAAUAUACACGGUUCAACAUCAAGAAGUACCGAAUACCAUAGUUUUUUGUAUGACUAUGUUUUUGGAUUCUGGUUUGUUAGAAUGCGUCCUGAAAAAUGUACAGU